Messenger RNA from Clarias gariepinus (North African catfish), 2595 nucleotides. It is a transcript of the gene tmem255a, whose product is annotated as transmembrane protein 255A. The transcript is spliced from 10 exons. The record is from RefSeq and is a predicted model, not a curated record. Lineage: Eukaryota; Metazoa; Chordata; Actinopteri; Siluriformes; Clariidae. The coding region runs from base 194 to 1219 and encodes 341 amino acids.
UGAGUGAGGACGGCUGAGCUCCACGGGCUGCUGUAAUGUGACAGCUCAGGCGUCGCGCUUGCUGUCAGAGAAUGCCGCGGCAAGCGAAGGCUUCCCAUUCGUUACGUUCGAGCGAAAAAACAACUGUCUCACUAAGGGGUUUCAUUCUUAAUAUUGAAACAUAACUGCAGUUCAUGCUAAAGAUCCUCCAAAAAUGCCAGCGGGAGUGAAUGCGCAAGCUGCUGGGAUCCCCAUGUCCGAUGCUAUGGGCUCUUUCAAGAGGAGGAAGAGAAAGUCCAUCACCAUGACAGCAAUGUUGUUUGUAGUGUCUAUACUUAUUCUAGUCUUUGGUUUGGCUGCCACCACAAGGACACAGAACAUCACAGUCGGAGGCUACUAUCCUGGAGUCAUUCUUGGUUUCGGCUCCUUUCUCGGAAUCAUUGGCGCUCAUUUAAUAGAGAAUAAGAGGCAAAUGCUGGUAGCUUCCAUCGUCUUCAUCAGCUUUGGUGUGGUGGCUUCGUUCUGUUGUGCUAUAGUAGAUGGCAUUUUUGCUGCAAGACACAUAGACCUCCGACCUGUUUAUGCUGGUCGAUGUGAAUACUACUCCAGUGUGACAGCCUUUGAUUUGGAUGUUCACUGCCAAACAGCCUCACGUGUGUCAUGUAACCUGCGUGUGAAAAGUAAGACAUGCUACUGCUGUGACCUCUACAACUGUGGAAAAGAACAUCCUCUUUUGGGACUUCAGAGUAAAGAUGUUUUGAAAAAAAUUAGGAAAUCGUCCAUGGUUUGGAACCAUGUCGACCCCAGAGGAGGCUACCAUGAGUACACUGAAGUACAGAGUUGCCAAGACGUUGUGUACCUUUACCACCUGUUGUGGACUGCGACCAUUCUGAACAUCAUUGCCAUCUUCCUGGGCAUCAUCACAGCAGCAGUGCUUGGAACCUUCAAGGACAUGAUGCCAACUACUGCCCCUGAUACAUGUGAACCAGAUUCUUUGACCACCCCAGCAGCCCCCGAGACUCGUGCCCCAACCACCCCCAACUCCUUCUACAAUACUGCCCCCUGCCUGCCACCUUAUACUGCCUACGACCUCCAGGUCACCAACAUGUUCCCUGACUCUUCUGGCCUAUCUGAUGACUCGCAGUCUGGAGCUAGUCACAUGUGGCCCACGAUGAUCCCACCACGCUAUUCUCCUCCUUAUUACCCACCUGAUGAUAAACCCCCACCAUACAGUCCAUAAGGGACACUGCAGAGAAUCAUGGUACCACUGACAUUAUGCCAUAGGUGUUAAUGGGUGAAGUGUAUACAUACUUUGAAAAAACAGUUUCUGCUGCUGUGGGAGUCACUGCACAGGUUGUCCUGCCAUGAUGUGACAGUUGCUGAAUGGAAGCAGGUCACAACUGCAGUAAAAAUCCAGGAUGUCCAUCUCUACAGAGCAGUUCUACAGUUCUACAUAGUGAGAUCUCUGCAGUUGUCUAGUUUAGGUAACCUAGGCAGCCUCACCUCAUGCUAUAACUACCAUCAAGACUGUUCACAGAUAUGCCUUAAAAGUGUAAUUAUGCUCCUGUCAUGAGUCUUGUCUGUGAGCUGAUGGGACACAGUGACUGACAACCAAUGCGUCUCCCUCACUGUAUUAAGUGAACGUUUCCAAAGUGGAACAGUGUGUGCUGUUCAGUUUUGUGUCACCUCAGCCAAAGAGGAACAAGGAGUCUUGUGUGUAUUUGUCUUGUUCAUUUGCACUUUAUUGUACCUGAAUAUAACUAAAAGGUCAAGCUACUUAAUCUUUCCGUGUCAAUUUGGGCAGCUAGUAAUAAGCUUGUGGAGCCCUAAGCAUACUUCAAAUAUUCUGUCAAAGCAGGAUGCAACACAUAAAACAUGGUCAAUUUAUUUACCGCCUCACAAAGCUACAGAUAACAUUAAUUUUAAAUUGAUUUGAUGAUAUACAGUUAUCAAAUCAUAUAUUAUGUUCAAUUACCUGUAGUGUAAAUAUCUUUUACCUGCUUUGUGAAUAAUCCUAAUACAGUGACAACACAGAGGGUAAAAAAAUGUAACUAGAACAUGCAGAUAGAUCCUGAUGUCUCAGGUUUGUAAAUAUGAUUUUUCAUUACUCGUAGAAAGGAGAUGACACCAAAUAUUUCAUAAUGUUAUGUAGGAACAUGAGAUACACUUUCCAUGGGAAAACCAACUAGUUAAAAAAAGUUGUUACUGCAGUAAGAAAAUAUAAACACCAAAUAAUCUGUAUACUUAAGCUGUUUAUGUAUGACCUAGAAUUACAUGUUUGAGGUACAGGAACAGAUCAUACUGCCUAUUCUUAGUAUACAUUUACUCAUAUCUUAAAAGGUUUCUAUUCACUGUGGUUAGUGAUGAGUCUGUAGCUUUAUAUGUACUUUUUAUUUAUUUUUUUAUUUUAAGCAAAUGUACAAAUCUGUAAAUGGCAGAAAAAAAUGAACAGGAAUCACAUGCAGUUCACAUACAGUUCUGUGUCUGUUUAAAAUAUAUUUUGUGUGUGUAAAUCCUAUGGUUGUACUGCAGACUUGGAUUUGGUGGUUUAAAACAAAAACAGAGAAUGUGGACCACGACCUUCUGUAUACUCAGUCAUCAGAUUAGCUAUAUUAG